Molecule: messenger RNA, 1247 nt
Organism: Dermatophagoides farinae (American house dust mite)
Lineage: Eukaryota; Metazoa; Arthropoda; Arachnida; Sarcoptiformes; Pyroglyphidae
Product: sepiapterin reductase
Biological process (GO): tetrahydrobiopterin biosynthetic process
Molecular function (GO): sepiapterin reductase (NADP+) activity
Source: RefSeq, a predicted model, not a curated record
AUCUUUAUCCUUUUUCAACAAAUUGAUUGAUUGAUUAAUCGAUUGAUCUCAAUUAUUCAUUUCUUAUCAUUCAUAUGUAUGCAAUAUUUACUGGUAAUCAAUAUCAAUAUAUCGAUUUUAAUGGUGGUAAAAUAUACUGAUCAAAUAACCGUAAUUGUUGGCAAGCAAUAAAUGCAAUUUUAUCCGGAAGUACAAAGAUCAAAAAAAAGAAUGAAAAAAUUUUUUAUUUCAAUUUUUCAACUGUUCAAUUGGAUCGAGAUGUUCGGGUUGAAAUAGAAAAAAGAUGCUAAUGCAAAAUAGUUGAAAAUUUCAACAUCAUCAUUUGUUGAUGAGUAAAACAAAUGACCAGAUUUCAUCGAUAAAAAUUGUUUCAGCAACACACAUUCCAUAAAAAUCAUUCCAUCAUGGAAAAUCAUUCCAUUUUUAAAUCUAAUCGUUGUUGUGUGAUAAUAACCGGUGCAAGUAAAGGAUUCGGUCGUAUUUUGGCUAAAAAAUUUGCCCAUUCUUUUUUCAAUCAAUUCUCAAAUGAUAAAGAAUCGAUUCUGAAAUUUAUAUUAAUCGCACGUAAUGAAAAUGAACUUGAUUCACUUGCCAAUGAGCUUAGAUCAAUUGAUUCAAGAUGUAAUAUGGUGACCAAAAUAGUAACCGAUCUUGCCGAGACAAAAGCAAUCGAUGAUAUAAACAAAGAAUUCGAACAAAAUCUAAAUAAUAACCUGUCCAAACCGUAUGGCCAUUAUAUAUUGAUUCAUAAUGCUGGAUCGAUUGGAAAAACUACUGAACUAUGUGACACAGUCACUGUCAAUGAUGCUGCUAAACGUCAUGUUUAUUAUCGUUUGAAUCUCUAUUCAAUUAUGGAAAUGACCAGUGUUUUUCUUCGUCAAAUCAAAACUCAUCAUUGCCAUAUCAUUAACGUAUCAUCAUUGGCUGCCAUUAAACCGAUGCCAGGAUUGUUGGAUUAUUGUGUUGGAAAAGCAGCAAGAGAAGCUUAUUUUAAACAGUUAGCAAAUGAAUUAAUCACCACAAAACAGUCGAAAACAAAAUAUCGAAUAUUAAACUAUGCACCAGGACCAUUGGAUACAGAAAUGUUUCGUCAGCUACAACAAGAAUCAACACUUCAAAAACAAUUUCAAGAGACAAUACCGCUCAAGCCAGAAGAUUCAGCAAAUAAAUUGCUACAGAUUUUGUAUAAAGAUGAAUUUGCCGAUGCUGCUCAUGUCGAUUAUUAUGAUUGAUUGAUUGAAUUUAUU